AUCCAUAAACACACACACAGUUGUAGCAUAGUGUGUGUAUAUGUGUGAGUGUAUUUGAAUGACCAUGCCACAUGAGAACUCCCCACUGCUGACCUGCGGACUCUCAGGCCUCCUCUCAGGGUUGGGUCAGGAUGGACAGGACGAGCCCCUGGACGUGGACAGCAGCCUCGGCGACCCUGCCGCAUCGAGGACGCGCAACCUCAACACGUUUUUCGGCGUGAUCGUGCCCACUGUGCUGUCUAUGUUCAGCAUUGUGCUCUUCUUGCGGACAGGCUUUGUGAUUGGCCACGCUGGGUUGUUCCAUUCUCUCAUUAUGCUAGGUGUGGCCUAUGUGAUCAUCGCCAUGACGAUACUGUCCAUUUGUGCCAUCUCCACCAAUGGGGCGAUACAAGCUGGCGGGGCUUACUUCAUGAUCAGUCGCUCUUUAGGCCCAGAGUUUGGGGGCAGCAUUGGGCUCAUGUUCUAUUUGGCCAAUGUGUGUGGCUGUGGAGUCUAUGUACUAGGACUAGUGGAGGCUAUCCUGGACUCAUAUGGACAAGAAGCAGGUUCCUCAGCUGCAGUGUUGCCUGGAGGCUACUGGUUUGGUGUGCUCUACUCGUCUGUGGUGUUGUUGGUGUGUAUGCUGGUGUGUCUGGUCGGCUCUCACCUGUACACCCGAGCCUCUUUCAUCAUUCUUUUGGUUGUCACGGUUACACUUCUGUCCGUCAUCAUCAGCACCCUGGUGCUGGGACCAAUCCCCAUCAGCCUGAACCAUCCAGGGGAGACGCCCAACUCAACGCAUGUCUAUAACACCAGCUACACAGGCUUCAACCUCACUACACUUAAAAACAACUUGAAACCUGGAUACACCCUGGACUACAGCACCGGUACAGUGAUGACGUUCGCUAGUGUGUUUGCAGUCAUGUUUAAUGGCUGUACAGGAAUCAUGGCUGGGGCCAAUAUGUCAGGGGAACUGAAGAACCCCAGUGUGUCAAUCCCAAAGGGCACCAUCAUUGCCGUGGCUUACACCUUCAUCGUCUAUCUCCUCCUCUUCCUUCUUGUCAGCUCCACCUGUGACAGGGUGCUGCUGGUCCAGGACUAUGGGUUCCUGCGGCGGGUCAACGUCUGGCCUCCAUUUGUCACCCUGGGAAUCUAUUGCUCCGCCCUCUCAGCAGCUAUGAGCACACUGAUUGGAGCGUCCCGCAUACUUCACGCCCUUGCACUCGACCAGCUGUUUGGCCGGCUCCUGGCCCCUGCCUCCAUUACCACUCAGGCAGGUAAUCCAUGGGUUGCUGUUCUCUAUACCUGGGCUCUUGUGCAGUGUGUAGUGUUUGCAGGUCAGCUGAACUCCAUCACCAGUCUAGUAACUGUGUUCUACCUACUGGCCUAUGCUGCAGUUGACUUGGCUUGCCUUGCUCUGGAGUGGGCGUCCGCUCCCAACUUCAGGCCCACAUUCCAGUUCUUCUCCUGGCAUUCCUGCUUGCUGGGGAUUGUGGGUAGUGUAGUCAUGAUGUUUGUAAUUGAGCCUCUGUUCUCCUCAGCCAGCAUAGCUCUUCUCCUGCUGCUGCUCCUCUUCAUUCACUACAGAUCAGCCACCAGCAGCUGGGGAUACAUCAGCCAGGCGCUCAUCUUCCACCAGGUGCGUAAGUACCUGCUGAUGUUGGAUGUGCGGAAGGAGCAUGUGAAGUUUUGGCGGCCCCAGGUACUGCUGAUGGUAUCCAACCCACGGUCCUCCUGUCAGCUCAUCUCAUUCAUCAACCAGCUCAAGAAAGGCGGACUGUUUGUACUGGGGCAUGUGCAUCUGGGGGACCUGGACGCCAUGACAGCAGACCCUGUGCAGGCUCAGUAUCAGCACUGGCUGAGUCUGGUGGACCUGCUGGAAGUGAAGGCCUUUGUGGACCUCACGCUCUCCUCCUCUGUGCGCCAGGGGACACAGCAUCUGCUCCGCAUAACAGGCCUGGGUGGCAUGAAGCCCAAUACACUUAUCCUGGGUUUCUAUGACAACUGCGUCCCCGAUGACUACUUCCUGCAGGACCCGGUGUUCUAUGGCGGCGCGAGCGCCCUCAAUGUGGACCUGCCCUCGCUGCAGGCCCACUUCCCGCCCGUGCGCAACCACGAGUCCUCGUGGCGCCUGAGCCCUGAGGAGUACGUGGGCAUGGUGCGCGACGCCAUCAAGAUGGGCAAGAACGUGUGCCUGGCGCGCUACUUCCACCAGCUGCAGCCGCUGGGCGGCGCCGGCGUGACGCAGCUGAUCGACGUGUGGCCGCUGAACCUGCUGCGGCCCGAGAGCGGCGGCUUCGUGGACGUGUGCAGCCUCUUCCUGCUGCAGCUGGCCUGCGUGCUCAACAUGGCCGCCGCCUGGCGCCACGCGCGCAUGCGCAUCUUCCUGUGCGUGGAGGCCGACGCGCGGGGCGAGGGGGCGUGGCCGGGGGCGGGCUGGCUGCAGAAGGAGGCGGAGCUGCGCGAGCUGCUGCAGAAGCUGCGGAUCCGCGCCUCCAUCCAGGUGGUGAUGUGGGAGGUGGGCACCACGGAGACGGCCGUGACGGAGGAGGGCGGCGGCAGCAGCAGCAGCAGCAGCCGUCGCCGGGCGGCCACGCCGGGCGGAGGGGACGUGGGGGGAGGAGGGGAGGACGGCGAGAGCGGCGGCUGGGCCCGCACCGCGCCGCACGUCUCACACGACUUCCUGCUUUCCGUCAAUGACAUGCUGCGGGAGAACAGCGCCCAAGCCGACGUGCGCUUCCUCUACCUGCCCCGUCCGCCCGCGCCCGCUGACCAGUCGCACACCUACCUGGCGCAGCUGGAGGCAGUGACCCACGAGCUGGGGCCCACCCUCCUGGUCCAUGGCCUUACGCCUGUUACAUGCACUGAGCUCUGAGGGACAGGAGGAGGGAAGGAGGGAUGCAUGGAGAGGAAAAAGGGAAAGAGUGCAAGGCUAUGCAUGAAUGAGUAUGGUGUAGGAAUGAAUGUGUGUGUGUGUGUGUGU
This is a messenger RNA of Sardina pilchardus (European sardine), 2962 nucleotides long. RefSeq names its product solute carrier family 12 member 9-like. The record is from RefSeq and is a predicted model, not a curated record. Gene Ontology annotation, biological process: potassium ion homeostasis; chloride transmembrane transport; chloride ion homeostasis. The transcript is spliced from 13 exons. Gene Ontology annotation, molecular function: potassium:chloride symporter activity. The coding region runs from base 59 to 2854 and encodes 931 amino acids. Gene Ontology annotation, cellular component: membrane. NCBI's taxonomy places the organism in Eukaryota, Metazoa, Chordata, Actinopteri, Clupeiformes, Clupeidae.